Messenger RNA from Culex pipiens pallens (northern house mosquito), 5234 nucleotides. RefSeq names its product roundabout homolog 1-like. Gene Ontology annotation, biological process: homophilic cell-cell adhesion; dendrite self-avoidance; axon guidance. Gene Ontology annotation, cellular component: plasma membrane; axon. The coding region runs from base 1723 to 5115 and encodes 1130 amino acids. Gene Ontology annotation, molecular function: cell-cell adhesion mediator activity. The record is from RefSeq and is a predicted model, not a curated record. NCBI's taxonomy places the organism in Eukaryota, Metazoa, Arthropoda, Insecta, Diptera, Culicidae. The transcript is spliced from 11 exons.
CUCACGCAACACAUCACCACCACCGCGCAACAUUCUCUCCCAACUCCAGCAAACGCUAACGCUUCGCUCUGCAUCAACGCACGCUCUCUCCCUUGCAACAACAACCGCUUCGUCCAAUUCCAGCAACACUUGACGAAACUCUCUCCCUUCAACACGGUCUGUGUUUUUUGUUCUCCUUCAAACCGGCAUCAACGUGCGUCUGUUUUGAUUCAGCUUCGCCGCUCUCCUCUCUCACAACGAGCUCGGUCAUCUGGUAAACCCGAACGCGCUCCGGGGGCGGCUCAAUCCUGUUCCGUCGUGCGAACCGCCAGCCAGUACUGUGCGUGACGGCUAGCUUGACACAUUCCGCGCCCGGGUCUCGCUGCCGUUUGACUGUCCGGGUUUCUGUUCGCGUCGAGUGUAAGCGUUUUCGGUGUUGUCGGUUCACGGUUCCUCUUCUUGCCCGGUGUGUGGUUCGCUGGAUGUUUGAUUAGUCUCGGGUGUCUUGGGACGUCGCCAGCGUUAUCUUGAGGGUUCGUCGGAACCGUUCGGAGAGGGGAAAGGCAGGUGUUGCGACGUCGUUGACUGUUGUUGGCUCUGAUCGGCAUCAGCUGUUCCGGUCAACGCUUGCUGCGGUACAGGAAGACUGCUGCGCCGAGAUUGUCGGUGCAGCGGAUGCAGAAUUCGACGUUGCGCUGGGUGUUGUGUUGGUUUUGCGUGUGAGGUUCUGCUGAACAAGCCAGAGCCGCAACUACAGGAAGAGAGGGAGUGCAGUGUGUCUAGCUCCGUGCUCGUCGUGUUUUAUUAAUAGAUAUUUAUUGAUGAUACACGGUUGAUAAUUUAAUAACCGGCAAAGCCGACGACGACGACGAAGAAUCGGCCGUGUUCAGUGCAGCGAAACGGGUGAUUCAGCGCGAAGAAGUGUGAACCCAGUAAUUGAAGGCUCGUCGGCGGCGGCAACUACAGCCAGAUGUAACAGAGAGGGCGCCGCGCCAAAGGAAAGCUGUACGAAAGAGAUCUCCGCCAAGUGAACGUGGUGCUGUGUGCUGGCACACAAACUCACACACGAAGUGUGAUGUUAUUUUUAAGUGAAUGAAAAAUUGGAAGCAAUUUGGCCUGCUCGUUGAGCGCGAAGAAGAAGCUGACAGGCAUGUGAAAGAGUGUGUGUGAGUGCUGCUCGGGAACGAUUUAAUUGUCAAAAUAGAAAUUAGGUGGAUGAAAUUCGACUAAUUGGAGAAUAAUUCAAGUGGACGACGGAUAGCCGCUACAGAGAGAGGAUUCGGCGGCGGCUGUUCAACGAAGGAACAACUGGUGCGUGUCGGCGGAAUCGCUCGCGACUUGUCAUCGCAGUAACCGCAGCGAGCGAGCAAAAAACUCACCGAAAUCGCGAACCAAAUUCACAGCUGGCUCUCGUCCAAAGAUCGCGACUAUGGACUCCUCCAGCAAGCAUCCCACAACAGUUCGAGAGAUCCCGUCGAAAUGAUGAAUUAAGUGUUGAAUAGCCGAGAGCUGCUGCCCGGGAGAGCAAAACACAAAUUAGACACUAACGCGAAACCAAUUUCUGUGCGAAAACAUUCCAUCGAGAGUAAAAGUGCGAACCUAACCUCACUUUUGUUGGAAUUCAAGUGGCCGAACGUGCGAAACUUUUGGAAUAGGUUAGGAAUUUCGACUUUGCGAGUUGAGGUGAAGUGAGUGGUGCGAAAGGUGAAUAGGAGCUUGAGAGGAGAGGAAUCACCGGAAGUGAUGGGAACUUUCGGUGACCACGGGAGGAGACACGGAGGAGCGGUUCCACUUGGGAUGAAGUCACGGAUCGGGUUUUGGUGGAUGGCGAUGGCACUGUUGGCAUCGUUCCAGCUGACAAAUGCUCAAUACCGCUCCCCGCGAAUCACAGAACACCCCUCGGACGCGGUCGUCCCCAAAAACGACCCCGUCACGCUCAACUGCAAGGCCGAGGGCAAACCGGCCCCCAUCAUCCAGUGGUUCAAGGACGGUGACCUGGUCAAGCUGGAUUCCAACCACGUCCUGCUCCCGUCCGGGUCGCUCUUCUUCCUGCGGACCGUCCACAGCAAAAAGGACCAGGACGAUGGGGUGUACUGGUGCGUGGCCAGCAACAAAGCCGGAACGGUUCACAGUCGGAACGCGACCCUGCAGGUGGCGGUUCUCCGCGAUGACUUUCGAGUUGAGCCGAAGAAUACGCGGGUUGCGGCCGGGGAGACGGCCCUGCUGGAGUGUGGCGCCCCGAAGGGCAAUCCGGAACCGACGAUCAUCUGGCGGAAGGAUGAUGUUCAGCUGGAGCUGGAUGACUACCGGAGUGGGAAGGAUUUGGCCCGGGUGCGGAUGGUGGAUUCGGGGAAUCUGCUGAUUAGUGACGUGAGGUCCGGGGAUGCUGGGCGGUACCAGUGUGUGGCGCAGAAUACCGUUGGAUCGAGGGAGAGUGUGUACGCGAAGUUGAUGGUGCUUGUGAAACCAUACUUCAUCGCCAAACCAGUGGACGUGACCGUGCUCGAAGGUCAGCGCGUGCAGUUUCAGUGUGCCGUCAGCGGUGAUCCCUUCCCGCAGGUCCUGUGGAGCAAGGAGGACGGCCACAUUCCGGUGGGCCGGGCCGAGAUCCUCGAGGAGGACCGCAGUCUGGUGAUUCGGAACGCCACCCCGGACGAUCGCGGACAGUACAUCUGCGAGGCGCACAACUCCGUCGGCCAGAUUAGUGCCCGGGCCAAUUUGGCCGUCAAUAUUCCCCCGAGCUUUACGUUGCGUCCCCAGGACCAGCGGGUGGUCCCGAACGGGGUGGCCACGUUCCGGUGUGCGGCCACCGGGAGCCCUGCGCCGUCGGUGUUCUGGACGAAGGAGGGCUCGCCGACGCUAAUGUUCCCGAACAACACGUACGGCGGAAUCCAGAUCGGUGGCCAGGGGGCGUUGCAGAUUCGCGGUGUCCAGCGGGAGGACGAGGGCUACUACGUGUGUUCGGCGCUGAGUGUGGCCGGAUCGGUGACGAGUCGGGUGUAUUUGCAGGUCACCUCCUCGCUGGACUCCAUCACCCCACCCCUGCUGCAGCUGGUCCCCUCGAACCAAUCCCUGCCGGCCGGUGCCAACACAAUCCUCCCCUGCCGACUUCCUGAUCCUUCAUCCUCAUCCACUUCCCCAUCAACUUCCGGCCAAAUCUCCUGGGAGCGCAACGGCAGCGAGCUGGCGACGACGGGCCGCUUCACGCAACUUCAAGGAGGCUCGCUCAAGAUAGACGAUCUUCAACGGGCGGACAGUGGCUGGUACCGGUGUGUGGCCAGGGCCGCCGGACAGGGCAGCAGCAUGGCAACGGUGUUUUCGGCCUGGAGUGCAUAUCUGGCGGUCGACGACAACCUCCCCGGACCCCAGCAGCGCACCUUCUCCUCGGACCAGGUGCCCUCCAUCCCGGGCUCCCCGAAGGCCGUCAACAUCACCAACAGCAACGUCACCCUGGCCUGGUCCCGUUCGCAGGACAAAUCCCGCUCCCACACCCCGCUCACCUACACCGUCGAACAGUUCAGCCCCGACUCCACGUCUGAUGACCUUGGCUGGACGGUGGCCCUGCGUGGCAUCGCUGGCAACACCGCCACCGUCACCGGCCUCUCGCCGGAAGUGUCCUACAUCUUUGCGGUGCGGGCGGAAAAUGCGUUCGGCUAUUCGGCGCCCUCCCCGCUGUCCGCCCCCAUCCGGACGCUGUCCUCGGACGACCGGGUCACCGUGCCGGAAGAGAUGGAAAUGGCACGGAGCGUGCUGAACGGGAAGAUCCUCGAACUGAUCGACAUCGUCCCGCUCUCCUCGACCUCGGUCCGUCUCGAGUGGCUCCUUCACGUGAGCGCCUCCGAACAGUACGUCGAGGGGUUCUACGUGCGCUACCGCGAGCUGGACUCCAGCACCCAACGCUACAGCAUGCUGUCGAUCCCGAACAACGAAAUCGAAAGCCACAUCAUAACGAAUCUGUCCAAAUUUACCAAGUACGAGUUCUUUUUGACGCCGUUCUUCAAGAACUUGGAGGGUCAGCCGAGCAACGCUCGCAUUGUGCAGACCAUGGAAGAUUUGCCGAGUUCUGCGCCGGGGAACAUUCAAACCGGGAUGAUGAACUUGACGGCGGGUUGGGUUCGGUGGAGUCCGCCGGCGAAGGAUCAGAUCAACGGGAUGCUUCAGGGGUACAAGAUUCAGGUUAAGGCGGGGAACAUUUCGAAGUUGCUGGCGCAGAUGACGCUGAACUCGAGCACGACUUCGGUGAUGUUGAACAAUUUGACGACUGGGAGUAGUUACAGCAUCCGGGUUGUGGCGUUUAACCGGGCUGGGUUGGGACCGUACUCGAAGCCGGUUCACUUGGUGAUGGAUCCUAGUUUUGUGAUUGUUCCGCAAGGGGUUCACAAUAGUUACAAUGAUUAUGAGGACUUUCGGCAUCACAACUUUCUGCACGAGACUUGGUUCAUGAUCUUCGUAGUUUUGUCUUUGUUUAUCAUUCUUUUGUUCACGAUCGUUGGAGGAGUGAUCUUCUUCAAGCGAAGGCAAGGCCUCGGCAAACCCGUUGUAACGGUUCCGAUUGGAGCGAGGAGAGAUUUGCCGAACUUGAGUGUAACUAGGAAGGAUAAUGGGAUUUGGAUUGAUCGCGGCUGGAGGACGUGUGACACGGACAAGGACUCCGGGUUGAGUUCGAUCAAGCUGCUGGAGGGAAGUCAGAUGUACCCGAACCAGGCGUUGUCCGAUGGAGGGACGGACUAUGCGGAGGUGGAUCCGAGGGGAGUCACGUCGUUUUAUAACUGUAGGAAGUCCCCGGAGAGUCCCACCCCGUACGCGACGACGAUGAUCAUCAACGGCAUCCCGCACAGCGACGGUGGCGGCGAUCUAAGCUACCAAGGUCACGACACCUUCUCGUCGACCUCGUCCAGCUUCCGGUCGUUUUACGGCUACCCACGGCCGGUGAACAGCAAUCAAGUUCCCCCCAACUGGGUCGACUACCUGCCACCGCCGCCGGAGCAUCCCCCGCCGGCCCCCCAGCAGCUGGACAUUGCCCACCUGAACCACGUGAUCUACCCGUCCGAAAUGCUGGUCGCCGGCGGUCCACCCGGAACCGCCUCCUCCCACAGCAGCUCGUACUGCUCGCGGCGAACGUCCGGCUACAAGUGAGAUCCGGUCGCCGGCAGCCGCUGCUCCAUCAACCACUACCUGAUGAUCGGAAAUCGCGCGGCCGCGGCGGAGGUCGUCCCCCAGAACUGCUACUAACCUUAAACAACAUGAAAAACAAA